AUGCGGAUCCAGCCAUCUUCGACUCUGAUCCGUGAGAUCCCCAUGCUUCACACCAAGCAUCAUCCUCACCAUAUUUUACCAAACACGCCACGACAAAUUAACCCAGGAUCCGAUCAGGAUCAAAGGUUUGCACCUCUCGAUGACUCAUAUGUUCCUCCAGUCUCGCUGCUGCCUCUGGCCCCAGGACCAAGGCCCGUUGUCCGGUUCCAGACCAACGUUGUCAUUGACGGAAUCGUAUUGGCCUUGGGAUUCCACCACAGCGUGUUUGACGCUACGGGAGUCGGACUAUUGAUCGAGAUGUUAGCCACUUGCUGUAGCAGUGACUGCCCAGCUCUGAGCUCCCAUAUUGAGCUCGAAGAGGAGAUCAGGUUAAGGCGCUCAGUGGACAAGAUCGGUAAUGGCGCCACAGACUUAGCAAGUCAGCGAGAUGAAGUACAAGAUCCCAAUGGCAGCAUAACGGAGUCACCUGCACAUGUGCCCAUGGGAGAUUCAAGUUGGGUCCCGCCGAAGCUGUCCGUCUACUCAUUCAAUCUCUCAGCAGCAGGCCUCGCACAUCUCAAGACUGCUUGCAACAAACUACUGCCUGCCAUUCAUGCCAGCCAAAACGGUAGUCCACAGUCAGCAGAGAGCGAAGGGGAGAAACUUCAGCAAGAAUUCGUCUCCACCAACGAUGUCUUGACCGCACUGCUCGCGACCAGCAUACAUCAAGCUCGCAGCCGCGUAACUGAAACCGAGCUUGUUCCCACCAAAGCGAAGCUUGCUAUGGCCGUCAACCUACGCGAGAGAGCCUCUUCUCUUCCCAAGACAUAUUUGGGGAACUCCUUGACGGUCACUGAAGCAUUUGUUUAUUCCCUUGCAGCGACAGAUGGGUUUGAUGGCGUCCCAGAAAGGCACUACCACCCCGACCUCAGAAACGCAUUGCUUUUGGAGAUCGCGAGAGUAGCACUACAGCUUCGUAAGGGGCUUGCUGCAAUAGAUGACGCAUAUUUCCGCCAAUUUGUAUCACGCCUGCGGGCCAAUUUGGAUUGGAGCCAGUUGGGUGCGAACCUUCCGGACACAAUGGUGUCGAGUUGGCGGCAUCUCAAAGUUUAUCGUCUAGACUUUGGCGCGCGUCUGGGUCGGGUUGUUGAGUUCCAUCCUCAGACUGCCUUGGUAGAUGGGAUAUGUAUUAUCCAGCCAGAACGUAUCGCUCAUGAGGACGACUCGGCUGAUAUGGCCCCGGAGUCUGGGUGGGAAGUUUGCGUUACGCUACAAUCCGAUGCUAUGGAAUGCUUUCUUAGGGGUGGUCUGUUUACCUCACUUUCUCAAGGGGCGAUCAGAAGGGUUUGA
This is a messenger RNA of Aspergillus udagawae, 1329 nucleotides long. RefSeq lists its product as uncharacterized. The record is from RefSeq and is a predicted model, not a curated record. NCBI's taxonomy places the organism in Eukaryota, Fungi, Ascomycota, Eurotiomycetes, Eurotiales, Aspergillaceae. Gene Ontology annotation, biological process: secondary metabolite biosynthetic process. Gene Ontology annotation, molecular function: acyltransferase activity, transferring groups other than amino-acyl groups. The transcript has a single exon. The coding region runs from base 1 to 1329 and encodes 442 amino acids.